This is a messenger RNA of Diorhabda sublineata, 6165 nucleotides long. Its product is annotated as male-specific lethal 1 homolog. Bases 815 to 2281 code for a protein of 488 amino acids. Lineage: Eukaryota; Metazoa; Arthropoda; Insecta; Coleoptera; Chrysomelidae. Gene Ontology annotation, cellular component: MSL complex. The record is from RefSeq and is a predicted model, not a curated record. The transcript has 6 exons.
ACUUGAGUGAAAAAUUUUUUCUAUUUCGAUAGAUAAUAUCACUAUUUCCUCUUGUGCUAUUUCAUUAAAUAUGAAAUCGAACGAACUGACAGAUGUGAAGAAGUUCAUUACACAUAUUACCAAGGUACAGCUGCCGUAACGAACAAAACACAUCGUAUAAUUCGCGUUGUUGAUGAUUCUUGUGUUGACAAAGUAUUUAAUUUUUGAAAAAUUAUAUGUUUCUUCAAGUAAAUUAUAAGUAACAAUAUUUUUGUUUCAAAUUCAAUUUCAUUCAUUAAAUUGACUAUUUUUGCAAUAAUGGGCCGCAUAUCAAUUGUGUCUUUUUUGUUCAAAACUCGUUUAAAAUUGUGGUUAUUGCAUAUACUUAACUAAUUAGUGUUUAAACUCGUUGUUUGUUAUGUGUUAGUGUUUAUAAAUUGAAACAAAUUCUAGAAACAAGCUUUCUAAUCAUGAAUGCACCAAUUAUAACCUUACUUUUAUCAGCUUGAAAUCGAUGUAACUAAGAAUAGUGAGUACACACUUUUAGCCACUUUGUACGUCCUUCUCAUUAUUUUCCAAUAGUAUAAAAUAUUCUAUAUUUUGUAAAUCCAUCCAGAAGAGAAUAGAUUUUAUAGAAACAACUUGCCUCGUUAACUUCCAUUAUUUGUCAUUAACUUAACUUUAUCAAAAUAAAAAAAAAAGUCAUCGUCAUUCAAUUCACCUGCAAACUUAAAUUUCUCUGAGGAAUUCGAAAAUCAUUUAAAUUCCGUCGCAAUUUUGCUGUAAAUUGCCAAGCAUAAACAAUGAUCAAAACAUAGAGCGAUUGUACCCGAAAAUGUCCGAAGAUUUUCAUCAUGAAAAUAGUUCAAAAUUGUCGAAAUGUGCAAAACCCUUUGAAUAUUAUAGUGAGGUAAAUAACGCAGAAACAGAUUCAAGCGAGGAAGAAAUAAAUGUUGUCGAUUAUAUCUACCCAACAAAUGUCGUUAAUGGUAGUUUAAUAAAUGUGCCAGCAAAAAGUCCGCCAUUCAACUGUCAAAUACCCGCCGAAAGUGAGGUUAAAUUUAUCAAAGAGUGGUUAAUUUUACAUACUGAUUUAAUUCAACAACAGAACGAUGAUAUUAUUGAUAAAGAUCGAGAAAUUUAUAUUUUGCGAAAAGAAAAUGAAAUGCUUAAAGAAAGAAUAAGCUGCAUUGAAAAAGGAAUUUCGCAUCAGUUUGAGAAAGCAGGCAACCAAAAUAUUCAAGAGGUUAUUGUGGAAGAUAUGACCCACGGCCCUAUAAAAGAGGAAGUCAAUGAUGAUGAUGAUGAUCAAUUUGUAGAAGGGCAGUAUUCCCCAAAUAAUGACUGUUCUCUUGAUAUAAUAAACUAUAAAAAUGAAAAUUGUGUAAAUCUAAGUGACAGUGAAUCUCAAAUAAACAUUAUUGAACCAGUGUCUGUCAAAAACUAUGAUGAAAACAUUGUAAAUACUGUGAUUAAACUUGAUAGUGAGGACAUACUUUUAAACAAUCUAGACCAUAGCUGGAAAUCGAAAAGUGAUUAUUACAAUAGUACAAUACCUAAAGAAGUGUCAAACUAUAGUUUCACUAUAAAUAACAUUGGUGAAUUUGAUCCUAUGAAAAAUUUAAGGAUGAGCAUUAGGAGGAAAAGAGUUACGAGCAAUUCUUCCAGCUUAUCACACAAUGAAUCCUUCAAUCUCGAAGAAAAAGAAACAUACAGAAAGAGGUUCAAGAAAAAAAAACGACGUCCAACCAAAGACACAUAUAAUGUGUUAAUGUCUACAGAAGCUUAUGUAACUCAGUCACAUGAUGUGAGUUUGGGAAUAGUAUCACCAUCAGAAUUAGACAUUGGGGAGUGUCCAGCUGCUUCAUCAUUAGAAGUACCGAGAUGGCGUCACAAAAUAUAUGCAAGCUGUUAUACAAUGGAAGGAACAGAAAAUUUAGAUGAUGAGGUGUUUAAUAAAAGACAUAUGAAACUUGAAAAUGAUGAAAGGAGGAGAAAAAGGUGGGAUGUUCAGAGGAUACGAGAGCAAAGGGUAAUUGAAAAAUUAAAACAAAGACAAGAACGGAUUGCAUUAGGUUCUAAAGGUGAAGGAAGUGAACCAAUGAUGUCUUUAUGGCCAACAGUAGAAGAUAUUAAAUAUUUGGAAGUUGUUGAAGAGUUACCAGUUGCAGCCUUUGGUCAUCCUAUAACCAAAUUUACCCCGAGUGAGUUUCAAGUACCUUGGAUCGAUAAUCCAACUCUGUUAACCAAAAGACCACAUGCCCGUAAAUCAAAAAUGAGGAGAAGAGCAUCAAAAAGAUGAAAUUUAGAAUAAAAUGAAUAAACAGGUACCUGGACUUGGUUUCAUAUUAAACAAAAAAACGUGAAAAACUUUAAAUGUUAUAACAAAUUUUGUGUAAAUUAUUGUAUAUAAAUAGAAACAAAAAGUUUUCUGUUCUAUUUGUACAAGUUCAAAUAAAUGUGUGGUGGUCUAGCCAAAGUGAAAUACUUGCGUUCAGAAAAGUUUUGUGUGGAAUCUGGAGUUUGUUCUGAUUUCAAUUCUAAUUUUGAAAUUUCGUUAAUCAAAAUAAGACUGAUAUCUGGAAUAGUUUUUUAAGUCUUGAACAGUAUUAGAAGUCCUAUCAAUAAUAUAUUCUAUUUUACAUUGUUUACUGAAAUAUAGAUGUUUGAGCAAUUCUCAACUUAUUUUGAUUCUCAAAUGACAAUUGUAGAUAUGAACUGUUUCAUGGGAAGCUUCUAAUGGCAGUAAAUUAAAUUUCACAAUCUUCAGUCAUUAUAUCUUCUAAAUAAAUUUGAAAAAUUUAAUCAUAAUAAAUUCAUAUAUAGGAUAAUACUAUACAGUUUGAAUUCAUUGGGACAAAUUAAAAAAAAAAACAUUUUCUAAAAGUAUGUCCUCCUUUAGCAGAAACCUCAACAACGUUUUGACAUUGACUCUCAUUGAAUCAUUAGUUUAUGGCGCAUGUUCUUGACCUCAUCAUCAAGGAACCACAAUUUUAUAGCAAUCGUUAUCAUUUUUGCAAAACAGCUAACACUUGAUAAUAUGCCAUAAAUUCGUAAUUGGAUGCAGGUCUGGUAAAUUACCCGAUGUGAGAUUGUCAUUAGUUUUAGAAUGUAAUUUGAUAUUUCUUCUAAAAUUUAAUGAGUUUUACAGUUGUUUUCCAUUUGCGACCACAUUUUUCUUUUUGGUGAUAAUAAAUUAUAUUUCGAAACCAUCAUAUACAUGUUUUUAAAGAAAUUAUUGUAAUACGCUUCUUAUGAGAAAUGUUCAUCUUUGAAAUAACACCUUAUUACACAGAACACCAUCGACUGAUACACAGAUACAAUCACAACUGAACUGAUGACCUUCAAAAUCUAGUCAAACGCGUUUUUAAUGUUCAAGUUCAAUUCUGAACUCUGCCUUUAGACGGAUAUAAUCAGUUUGGGGAGGUUCGGGACGUCGAAAUCUAAAUUAAAAUAUCCCAAUUAAUUCAAAAUAGUUUUGCAUAAUCGAGUCUUAUCCUUUUGUCUGGCUUCCCUCGUGCAUGUGAUGUUCAUUUGAAAAUGUGGCUCCUUUACUGUAUUACUGAUUUUGUUGAUAGUGUAAAGUUAAAGAUCUAUGAAUUACGGGGCAAAUUCUCCACUUUUUCUAAUUUUCUCUCUAUUAGAGCUCUUAAGAUGACUUUACUGUGUGUCUGUUUUCCAGUAUUAUCAUAUAAUUCUUAGUCUUUCCUAAAUGUGCUAUGAUUUUAUUGAAUUUUGCAAUACAUAUAUUGAUAAAUUGAUUGUUUGAAUUCUUAAUUUAUUUUCAUUGUUAAAAAUGAAAUUGUAUGAGAUUUUUUCCAUGGGAAGCAUAUAAUAGAAAUGAAUCAAAAAAUUUUAACAUACAAUUCAUUAAAGUUGAGUUUAAAUAAUUACUGGUUUCGUUUGAAUACUUUACAUAACAUUUAUAUUUUUUGGUAUAUUUAAAAACACAUUUCGAAGUCUUCAUUGGGAAAAAUAUUUUUCAACUUAUUCACAGAUAUUUUAUUUUUAUUAUAUUAAUUUGAUAUUUAAAAUAUAUUGUAUACAGGGAUGACAUUUGUAUUGGAAGUGUUAAAAAAUCAUUUCCCGUUGAUAAUAGUAACAACAUUAAAUAUUGAAUUGUACAUUAGUAACUGUGAAAAUUCUGGUUUUCUUCAACUGAACACUUUUAAUCAAGUGAAAAAUGAUAUUUUUUUAUCGAAACGGAAUCUAAUUCAUCAGUUUGAAAACAAGUGAAAUGAUGCAUAACAUUUUCCAGUUUUUCGCUUGUAUCUAGAUCACCAUGAUUUUUCACUGUCGAUUUUAUAUAUGGAAAGGUUAUUUCUAUCAUAACAUUACUUAAAAAAACAAAAUUCACAUAACUUUACACAUAAAUCAAUUUUCUUAAGAAUAAUUUGGUAUAUAGUCCAGGCUACCGAAGAAGAAAUGAGGUAUUACCUCCGAUUUCCAUGAACCUGCAUCGAUUUGCAUGAAAAUUUGGGAUUACUUACUUAUAUCAUCAAAAUCUACCAUAGGCCAAUAUGUGCUUAUUACUGUUAGGGGUGAAAACUACCUCUUAUUGCAAAAAAUUAAUAAAAUCACAAGUGUAAGCAUUUAAUGAGUAGAAAAAUAAUUUUAAGGUUUCAAUAAACGCUGUUUAAUGCCUUAAUAUAGUAUUUAUAAUUUUUCAACCCUGCUUGAUGUAUUUCAUCCCUUAUAAAGCACCUUCAGUUGAUAUAAAAUUAAAAAAUAGGAUUUAAUUACUUUGUGGUUUCUUACUUAUAUUGAGUUGACUCUUUUUGUCUGUGUUCAACUCAAAUAUUUUGCUUUCCAAAUGUUCACCCUUAUAAAUCAUUUCUUAUUUUGAAAAAAAUUGAAAUCAAAUAUUUAUAGACGUUAUUCUUUUUAAUUAUUUAUUUAUUUUAAAUGGACUUUUUUUUAUCUGUUUUGACUUGAAUAUUUUGUAUUUAAAAUUUUCCACCCCUAUAAGUCAUGAAUGAAAAAUUUAUUUACAAGGUUUAUACAAUGUUAAUAUGGAUAACUUUUAAGCAAAUUAGUCGCUCAAAACGUAGAUUUAUAAGGAAUUUUAUAACCUAUAAGUUUUAAAUUUCUUUAGCCUCCUAUUUUUUAAAGAGUUCGACGAAAAUGGUAUCAAUCAUACUUUAUGGUAUGAUUUGUAACUUUUUGUUCCUUAUCAAGUAUAGUUUUCCAGAUAUUUUGAAAAAAAGGAGAAAUUUUGCAUUCUAAAUCGUUCAAACUUAUAAUUAUUAGUAUGUUAAUAAAGUACACUGGAUAAAUUUUAUUUAUAUUUUAUUUCGGCCACAACUUUCUUAGUUUCUUAGUUUUUAUGCUAGAGAGUUCUACGAACUCUCAUUUUAAAGGUUUUUAAAAGUACUUUGAAAAAGAUCUUAUGCAAUUACCUCGAAACGUUUACCGUUUUUCCUUUACUCGACGUUGAAUUUUAAAAAAAUUUCCUUCGAUAAAAAUAUUCAACCUUCAAUAAAUCAUAUUAAGCCUGAAGCAAAAUUAAAAAGAAACAUCUUUGUGUUUUUAUAAGCAUGUUCAUGAAAAUCGGAGGUGAAAACCUUGGUAGCUUGGACUAAGAGUAUUUUUGUUUAAAAUUAGCACUACUUGUACAUGGUUCUAAAACGGAACCGAGAAUAUUUAUAAUUUUGAGUUUUUUUUCAUGACAAAUAUAGUAUUUAUUUAGUGUUCAGUAUCGAAACCACAUUUAUUUAGAAUAGAAUUUUAGAUUGAAAAAUAUUGUAUUUUGUGAAUAGUGUCUCAAAUAUAAUUUCGAAUGGUAGUAAUCAAAUUUCGUUUUUUAUAGGAUAACUGUGACUGUAACAAGUUUUCAUCAAAAAGUUAAGAUCUCACAAAUCAAUCUUCAGUAAAAGGUUAUUUUUAUUAUAAAUGCAUUAAUUUUAAUUCAAAUUAAUAUAUUUUUGAGACACUACAGGACGACUUGAGAAUAUACGCGCUUAUUUAUGAAGGUUUAUACCUAAAUGUGAUCUUAAGACGUUCUAUGUAUAGAAAAUUAUUAAUCACUUUCGUUUUUAGUUUCAAUGUGAUAAUAUAAAAAAAUUAGAAGGAAUUUGAUAUUAUUUUUAUAUUUAGUCGAUAUUGUAUGUUCAGGAUUGUAUUGUACUUAGACAUACUACAUUUACUAAGAAUAUAUUUUGUUUUUUAAUACACUCUUAAGAAUGA